AGAAAAAUCAAAGUAAAAAAAUCCACUUCCUUUAAAGGUACCCAAAGCACUUCCCUUUAAGUCAAACCAUAACAACCCAACAGCUGACAGAAUGAGAAAGAUGGCGGCUGCGCACACGGACUCCGCCGCUGGAGCCGGAGAGCAAAUCAAAGCGAUUUUACGCCGCUGCCGGGGUCGACCCAGGCUGACGGACGCGGAUCGAGCUCAGCGGCGGCUGGAGUCCCGGAAGAAGUACGACGUGCGACGGGUUUAUCUCGGUGAAGCGCAUCAGGUCUGGAGCGAGCUGCGCCGACGCACGAGCCUGAGCGACGCGGGGCUCGCGGAGUAUUUAAUCCUGCUUAAUUCCGCGUACGGGGAGAAAUACCAACAGAAAUACGCCAAGAGGAAAGACGUUCCCGAACUGCGUAGCAGUCAUAGGAAAGGGAAAAAAGUUUCCGCUACCAGCUUGCAGAACCUGGUGAACUGGUAUCAAGAGCACUUCCAGUCCUGCCCGCAUGAACUUGAACUGCGGGCGGUGGAGCCUACGGUGGGUUUAUCUACGUCUGUACUGUGGCAGUGUGUUGCUGGUCAUUCAUUUGUGCAGUACCUGCCGUGGGCUGCUGGGAUCGAGUCGGAAUCCGAAGUAGAGGACAACGACAAAGAGAGAGACGACAUCCUUCCUGAGAAGAAUGAGGUCACUGACAUAACCAAUGACAAGCGGAGGAUGCUGCAAAAUCAAGAGCUGCUACAAGUCAAUGACUUGCAAAGCGACACUGAACAGUCGUCCCAGGUGGGCCAUGAGACGACAUGCACGACCCUCAGUCAGCUCCCAGGAGCCCCUGCGGCCCACAGAAGCCCCCCCGCCUCCGAGCGCUGUCUGGGAAACCCGGCCGUGUGGGAGAUGGAGGUGCUCAUGGACCGGGAGGCUCAGGCUGCGCUCGCCGAGUCCGCUGACGAAGCCUCGGGUCGGGUUGUGGAAAAGGAGACCGACUCUGUCAUGGAGCAGGCGGACGGUCUGAGGACUUUGGGAAACCCGGAGGGAGGUGGGGGCUUGGCUAAAAGUUACGAGUGCGUGGUCGUCGCGGCGCCUUUGGUGGACAGUCGAGCGAGGGAGGAUGAAGACGGGGGUACUGGAGAAGAUGUAGGGGAGGGUGAAGACGUGACGGGCACGCCGCUGGCGGUCGCCCCAGCGCAGGACGAGCUGUACGGGACGGUGAUGCAGACGGUGAUGAGCGGCUGUGAGCUGCCGGAUCAGCGCUCCACACUGGGAGGAUCUCAGUUGAUCAUAAUUACGGGUCCCAGUUACGAGGCCCUGACGUCUGAAGGCAUUCAUCUGAACGUUGCCGCUGGAGACGUGGAGGAGGUCACGUGUACCGUCAUCGGGGACGUGGCGUAUAAUCAGAUCCAAUCGGGAGCGACCUCACGUCCCGAUACCAUCACAGAUAUGGUUGAGAAGCAGUUGUUUGAACCCAGUGAAGAAACGCACUGUCCGAGGGAGCUCGAGAGAUCUCUGAACAGAUCUAAGAGAAGUCGAAGGGGUCCUGUCAUCGAAGCAGACGGCAUGUUGAAGAUGUUUCACUGUCCGUAUGAAGGCUGCAGUCAGGUGUACGUGGCCAUUAGCAGUUUCCAGAACCACGUGAACCUGGUGCACAGAAAGGGUCGGACCAAAGUCUGCCCUCAUCCAGGCUGUGGGAAAAAGUUUUACCUGUCCAACCAUCUUCACCGUCACAUGAUUAUACACUCGGGCGUGCGAGACUUCAUCUGCGAGACGUGCGGCAAGUCAUUCAAACGCAAGAAUCAUCUAGAUGUUCACAGACGAACACACACAGGAGAGACGCCAUUACAAUGUGAGAUCUGUGGGUAUCAGUGUCGACAGCGAGCGUCUUUGAACUGGCACAUGAGAAAACACACCUCUGAAACUCAUUUCAACUACACGUGCGAGCACUGCGGCAAACGCUUCGAGAAACUCGACAGCGUCAAGUUCCACAAACUCAAGAGCCAUCCAGACAAACAGAGCAUCUGAAGACGUCUUCAGGAUGUGCAGUGAAGCCACACUCCAACGAAGUGUUUUCUUUAGCAGUAAUCGCAUUUGUGCACUUUCAACGUCGUCUAAAAGCGAUGUGCUGAUAACCUGAAGAAAUGCUCGAGCAAUCAAAAAAAACUGAAUGAAUGGACACGAGAGAUAUUCUUAAGGUGUUUACUGUGCUGGACACAUAAACGAGAAACAGAAUUCCAGCUGGAGAUAUAUGAAAAAGAUGAAUUAAUUUUAUUCGUUUGCUUUUUUUAUUAGAUUUUAAUUAUACAGUUUAAAAUAGCGUGUUAGACAUGCGGUGAGGUCCAAAUUAUACCACAUCCCCAAAAAUGUGCCGAAGUUUGGCAAUGAACAGUUUUGAGAUUCAGACGUUCAUUAUGGUGUAAAAGAAGUCAUAUUUGUCUGUUAUUUCGUAUGAUUUUCUACGAUUUUAAUCGUACAGAAAUGUUCGAUUGUUAGAAUAAAGCAAGAAUGAAGCCGAAAUUCAUACGAAGUGAGCAAAACUUUUUUAAUGUUUGAAACAUAUUACAUGAUAAAUGCAUAAAUUCAUGUUAAUGAAUGUUAACACACUUAUAAUCCAUAUUAUCCGAAAUUCAUAGAAAUAUUUAUAGUGGAUAAAAUAGAAAACCAAUUCCAGUUUACCAUUCCAACCAAAUGCGAGUUCAUUUCCUUAACAAUGUGAUAUGAAAUCCAACAUUUGUUUCAUUUCGUUUUAUUUUUAGGUUCGGUGGAGCCUGUUCUCGUGGGAUCUCUCUGUUUUGAUCUUUUCAUUUACUGUUUAAAUACGCGUAUUUAACUGAGGUUAGUGAAUCUCGCGUGUGAAAACUGAGGCACGUCGCGUGUUCUUCACACCUUCAUGAGAUGUGAUCUCACACCUUCAACGGCACGUCUCAUGAAUUCAAUAAACAUCACCUUUAUAAUGUUCCAUUUUUAUGUUCCUGAGCUAAAACUGUAUUUCAGGAUGCAUUUUGUACCGUGCGUUUGUUUGGGAUGUAUUUCUCUGCAUCUAAAGACAUGAAGAAAGGCUUGCGUUUCAUUGUACUCCGAAUGGGAAGCUGUGUAACGCUGGUGUCGUGUGGAUGGGAAUGGCUGUGAAAUACACAGGGAAGUGUCAUUGAACACUUCUACUCUCAGGUAAAAAAGUUCCCUUUGUGCUGCUGGGUUUGAUGUCAAUGUGCAAUUUUUUACAUCCGUACGUCACGUUGGUUAAGUACAGUAUUUCCUUAAUUAAAAGAAGUUCCUGGUAAAUGUUUUAUAAUGAGAGUGUGGUUCAGUACAGCGCUUAAGAAACGCUUUACGAGAAGCAUGGUGGCGUUGAGUCAUAACGGCUUGUUUUAUUAUUUUAGACUGUAGGGACACAACAGUGACAUCAGCAGAUUUGGUUUACUGGGUUUGGAAAAUGACAGCUUGUCAAUGACCUUGAGUUUCUUUCGAUAAAUCAUAUUUUGUAUCCGAGUCUUUUGAAUGUUCUUUCUUUUGAACUUUGAAUCUCUUUUUUUUUGUGUGUGUCAAAUUUUUUAUUUGCACGUUUGUUAAUGCAUUCGUUUUUAAAGUGCUUUUUUCCCUCAACCUUGUGAAAUGUCUUUGUGAACUUCUUUCAGGCCUUCUUUGAGCUUUCAAAACAACUAUUCUUUUACAAGCUUCUUUUCUA
Messenger RNA from Triplophysa rosa, 3662 nucleotides. RefSeq names its product zinc finger protein 653 (gene znf653). Lineage: Eukaryota; Metazoa; Chordata; Actinopteri; Cypriniformes; Nemacheilidae. The transcript is spliced from 10 exons. Gene Ontology annotation, biological process: regulation of transcription by RNA polymerase II. Gene Ontology annotation, molecular function: transcription coregulator activity. The coding region runs from base 92 to 2002 and encodes 636 amino acids. The record is from RefSeq and is a predicted model, not a curated record. Gene Ontology annotation, cellular component: nucleus.